Coffea eugenioides is the source of this 1254-nucleotide messenger RNA. Its product is annotated as pectinesterase-like. Gene Ontology annotation, molecular function: pectinesterase activity; pectinesterase inhibitor activity. The transcript has 5 exons. NCBI's taxonomy places the organism in Eukaryota, Viridiplantae, Streptophyta, Magnoliopsida, Gentianales, Rubiaceae. Gene Ontology annotation, biological process: cell wall modification. The coding region runs from base 1 to 1254 and encodes 417 amino acids. The record is from RefSeq and is a predicted model, not a curated record.
AUGGCUAAGGGCGCUUCACCAGUCAUCGUGAUUGUAUUGGUUACGGUUGUAUCUGUUUACAUCUCCAUACAUUUCCAGCUGCAAGGACACAAGAAAUUGAGCAACGUUCAUGGAAACGGUAUUAUGUUUAAUGCAACCGUCUCGAAGACAAGACAUGGAGCAUAUAGAAGGAUAAUGGAUGCCAUUGCAUCAUUACCCAUUCAGAGUCAAUCCAGGUACUUCAUUCAUGUGGAGGCCGAUAUAUAUGUGGAGAUUGUGGAAGUGUGGGCAAAUAAGACGAACACAGCUUUGAUUGGAGAUGCUGUUAAAGGUGAUCGUUUCAUGGCUAAGUACAUAACUUUCGAAAACUCAGCAGGAGAAGGCACUCAAGCUGUUGCCCUAAUGUCCCUGUCUGACGGAUCAUCAUUUUACAGAUGUACAUUUUUAGGGUUCCAUGACACGCUCUGUGCACACUUUGGCAGGCAAUUCUAUAAGGAGUGUGACAUCUAUGGCACUGUUGAUUUUGUGUUUGGCAAUGCUGCGGCAGUUUUUCAAACCUGCAACUUAUAUGCACGGUUGCCUAACCGUGUUAUUACUUUCACUGCACAGGGAAAAAAGUCACGCUAUGAGAGGAGUGGAUUUGUCAUUCAAAAUUCCACUUUGACAGCAGCCCCAGAUUUGCAGUCCAACAAAUCUCAGGUUCACGCUUUUCUUGGGAGACCAUGGUUUGCAUGGUCGACCGUGAUUGUGAUGCAAUCAUUCUUGGAUAGCAUCAUAGAUCCAGCUGGGUGGUAUGAGUGGCCAGGCCAUCGCACAGAUGAGCUAACCUACAGGGAAUAUGGUAAUUGGGGUCCUGGUGCAGGCACAGGGAGACGAAUUUCAUGGGCGGGAUAUAAAGCAUUAAAUCAGUCCAAGGAAGUUAUUCCUUUCACGGUUUCUAAGUUUAUUCAGGGGGAUUCUUGGAUUCCAGAGUCUGGAAUCCCUUACACCAGCGCCAUAUUUUCUUCUUCUUCUUUGACUAGUAUGGUUACAAAAGCAGAACUCUUUUCAAACUUUGAGACUUCUCGAAAGAUUUUGAGAGAUGACGAUGGAGGAUAUGCAGAAGAAGCUGUGAGCGUGGAGUGGGCUGAGAAGUGCCUAAGCAUUCAUUUCAAGUGUCCCUGUGGCAAAGGCUAUCAGAUUCUUCUUCUGGAAACAACUGUUACUACAAGCCGGGGCUUUCCGGCUAUAGAGCUAUCUGUGGUUGUUAUAGACUCAUGGCAUGGGAGGGCUUAG